AUGAAGAAAAAAGACCUUCUGAGCAUCGUGGCGAUGGUGAAGGAUCGCUACACAAAGUACAAAGUCGACGUCAUAGCUACGGACGCCGGACACACAGUGUUGAGGCUCCCACCGUACCAUUGCGAACUAAAUCCCAUAGAGUUGAUAUGGGCACGAGUCAAGCAGGAGGUCACCUCCAAGAACAUCACAUUCAAGCCCAAUGACGCCGAGCGGCUCUUGAGGGAAGCAGUGGACAACGUAACAGCUGUCCAUUGGCAUGACUGUGUAGAGCAUGUGAAAAAAAUGGAGGCGAAGUUUCGAGAAUAUGAUGUCCCAGAGUCGAACCUCGAGCCAGUCAUCAUACCCCUCGAUGCAAGCGACACGGAGGAGGAGAGUGGAGACGACGACGAAACUGACGACGAGGAUGAGGGUGAAGAGAUCUCUGGUGUUGAGCCUUUAGAAUGGAAUUGA
Molecule: messenger RNA, 450 nt
Organism: Ixodes scapularis (black-legged tick)
Lineage: Eukaryota; Metazoa; Arthropoda; Arachnida; Ixodida; Ixodidae
Exons: 1
Coding region: 1-450 (149 amino acids)
Molecular function (GO): nucleic acid binding
Source: RefSeq, a predicted model, not a curated record